AUGUCCUAUAUUGAGUUGUUCCCUCUCCUACUACAAAAUUCAUUAGUAGUACCUUGCCCGAUAAAGCCUGUAGAACCACCAUAUCCUAGGGGAUACGAUACUAAUUCCAAAUGUGACUAUCACGCAGGAGCUAUUGGUCACUCCCUCGAGAAUUGUAGAGCUCUGAAAUUUAAGGUACAAAGUUUGAUUAAGGCUGGAUGGUUAAGUUUCAAAGAGGAUAAUCCCAAUAUCGGGAACAAUCCUCUACCAGGGCAUGGAGGGCCUAUAGUUAAUUCUAUUGAGGAGAAUAAAGAACAACUCAUGAUAAGGAGAGUGAAGGAUGUAAAAACUCCCUUAAACCUCAUUUUUGAGGAGAUGUGUAAGUUUGGGAUGUUGGUAGGAAGUCAUGGUAAAGAUGAGGGGUGUGGAUUGCAUCCUGGUAAGAGUCACAAGAUUGAUGAAUGUGACGAGUUUAAACAAAUUCUACAAGAUUUAAUGGAUAAGCAAAUUAUACAGGUUGGCUAUUCUGAAAGUCAUGUGUGGGCUAUGGAUUCAAAUGUAGGUUUCCCAAAGCCCCUAGUUGUUCAUUAUACCAGGGGUAAGAAUAUUUUGAAUGUUGACAGACCAAAGCCUAUCACAAUACAAGUACCAAGAGCUUUUCCCUAUAAGGACAAUAAAGUAGUGCCAUGGAGAUAUGGUGCAAAAGUUUGCAUUGAUGCCUCUGAAGAGAGAUUAGACGCCACUGACAUCACAAAUGUUGCUGGGAUUGGUGGAAUGACUCGAAGUGGUCGAAUUUACACUCUUGAGGAGUUGAAAAUCAAACAAGCUAAAGAGGUAGAGAAGAGUCAUGAGAAAGGAAAGGAAGUGGUGGAUGAAAGGGUAAUCAAAGAGCAAGAAGAGGAGAAGAAGGAAGUCUCCAAUGAAGAGGCAUAUGAGUUUCUAAAACUCAUACGACAAAGUGAGUACACAGUGAUUGAUCAGUUGAACCGAAUCUCUUCCAGAAUAUCACUUUUGUCACUGAUGACGAAUUCUGAACCCCAUAGAAGAAUAUUGUUGAAGAUAUUAAAUGAAGCGCAUGUCGUUCAUGACAUAUCCGAGGAGAAAUUCGAAGGUAUUGUUGGAAAUAUCACUGCCAAUAACUACCUUACCUUUACUGAUGAUGAGAUACCAGAGGAAAGAGCAGGGCACAAUAGGGCUUUGCAUAUAUCAGUAAAAUGA
Messenger RNA from Cajanus cajan (pigeon pea), 1197 nucleotides. Lineage: Eukaryota; Viridiplantae; Streptophyta; Magnoliopsida; Fabales; Fabaceae. The record is from RefSeq and is a predicted model, not a curated record.